Molecule: messenger RNA, 1857 nt
Organism: Delphinapterus leucas (beluga whale)
Lineage: Eukaryota; Metazoa; Chordata; Mammalia; Artiodactyla; Monodontidae
Gene: EPHX3
Product: epoxide hydrolase 3
Molecular function (GO): catalytic activity
Source: RefSeq, a predicted model, not a curated record
CAGCCCUAGCCCCUAGCAUCCCUUCUCCCCAAGGCUCCACCCCAACCACACGAUCCUGGUCCUCGCAGGCUCCACCCCCGCACCUCAAGCCUUGCUCCCUGUCACUGUCGCGCCUGGGUGUUUACCUAGCCCUUAGGUGAGUCAUUCGCGGUGGCGGUUUCGGUCUGAGCCGCCCGCCUCUUCUCUCGGUGUGUUCCUCAAACCCCGACAGCACCGGGGAGCCCCAGACCAAAGGCGGCGGGGUCCCCAGCCCGGAUCCCGCCUCGCUGCUGCUGCCCGCGUCCCCCGCCCAUACACCCCAGACGGCAUCGCGGUCGUCCCAGGACGCGACGACAUGCCCGAGCUGGUGGUGACGGCGCUGCUGGCGCCGUCGCGCCUCACUCUGAAGCUGCUUCGUGCCUUCAUGUGGAGCCUCGUGUUCUCGGCGGCGCUGGUGGCCGCAGCUGUCUAUGGCUGCAUCGCCCUCACGCACGUGCUGUGCCAGCCCCGACGCGGCUGCUGCGGGCGCCCCCGGCGUACCCCACCCGCCUGCUUGAGCGACCCCACGCUGGGCGAGCACUGCUUCCUGACUCUCAGGAGUUCGGGCCUGCGUCUGCACUAUGUCUCCGCUGGACAGGGCAACGGGCCUCUCAUGCUGUUUCUGCAUGGCUUCCCGGAGAACUGGUUCUCCUGGCGCUACCAGCUCCGGGAGUUCCAGAGCCGCUUCCAUGUGGUGGCUGUGGACCUGCGGGGAUACGGCUCCUCUGAUGCACCAAGGGACGUGGACUGUUACACCAUCGAUCUGCUGAUGGCAGACAUCCAGGAUGUCAUUCUGGGCCUGGGUUAUUCCAAGUGCAUCCUUGUGGCCCAUGACUGGGGUGCACUCCUAGCCUGGAAUUUCUCCAUCUACUACCCAUCCCUGGUGGAGCGGAUGGCAGUGGUCAGCGCUGCCCCCAUGUCGGUGUACCAAGACUACUCUUUGCACCACAUGGGCCAGUUCUUCCGUUCCAACUACAUGUUCCUGUUCCAGCUUCCCUGGCUUCCCGAGAAGUUGCUGUCCAUGUCUGACUUCCAGAUCCUGAAGACCACCCUCACCCACCACAAGAGGGGCAUCCCACAUUUGACCCCCAACGAGCUCGAGGGCUUCCUUUAUGGCUUCUCACAGCCUGGUGGCCUCACUGGGCCCCUCAACUACUACCGAAACCUCUUCAGGACCUUCCCCCUGGAGCCCCAGGAGCUGGCCACACCCACCCUGCUGCUGUGGGGGGAGAAGGACCCCUAUUUUGAGCAGGGGCUGGUGGGGGCCAUCAGCAGCCGUUUUGUGCCAGGCCGGCUGGAAGCCCACAUCCUGCCAGGCGUGGGGCACUGGAUCCCCCAGAGCAACCCUGAGGAAAUGCACCAGUACAUGUGGGCCUUCUUGCAAGACCUGCUGGACUAGCGGCGCUCGCUCACUGGCUUGCAUGCACCCGGGCGUUCUCACAGUGUAUUUACACGGGUGAACUUCUGAUGCACACAGGUGUGGAGCUCCUAGAUUGCACACAAGUGUAUCUGUGGGUGCCCUCAGGCGCACCAUCCCCAUAUGCUCACGCACAGUCAUGAGUGUAUGCAUGUGUGAGCAAGCACUUUGACCCCAGGAACCAGGUACGCCUCUCUGUGGAGCCGGAUGCUGAGUGUCCCAUCUCUCCCCUCCAUGAGGCCCCACUCUUCUCACCAAAGGCAGUGCCCAGAGUUGCAUAGACCAUGAACUCUGACCUGGCUUCCACCUCCAGUCUGAGUCUUCAGCUAAAUACUGCUCUGUCCAAUAUAGUACUGGUAGCCACGACUGGUUAUGUCAAUUUAAAUGCCAAUUAAUUAAAAUUAAAUACGAUGAAAAAUUCA